CUUGAGAAUUCUCCACACUGAUCUCCAUAGUGGCUGCACCAGUUCUCAAUUCCACUAAAAUCGAAUCCCCUUUCCCCACACCCCUUUUGCACUUGUUGUCUGUGGUCUUUAUUGUCUCGUCACUCUUUGCCAUUCUGACUAGAAUGAAAUCUGAAAGUUAUUUGGUUUGCUUUCUUUCUUUCUUUUUUUUUUUCCUAUUUCUUAGCCUUUUUUUUUUUUUUGAGAACUCCAGGUUCCACCCAUUUUUUUCAAAUGGGUGAUGUUUUAUUUUCACUCUUGGCUUUUUGAAUUUUUAUAUAUUCUGUAUGCUAACCCUCUGUUAAAUGUAUACCUGGCAAAGAUUCUCUACAGCUCUGUGGGAUUCCUCUUCACUGCUUGUGUAGUUAGCUGUGCUGAAGCUUUCUGGUUUAUGAGGUCCCACUUGUCAACUGUGGAUUAAUUCCUGUACAGAAGGAGUUCUAUUCAGAAAGACUUCUACGCCUAGAUUGUGCAGGGCGCUGACUGUUUUAUUCUGACAGUUUCAGUGUUUCACGUUUCACAUUUAGGUCUUUGAGCCACUAGGAGCUGUUUUCCCACUGAAGAGUUGUGUUGAAUAGGGCUAGAAGCACUGCCCACAACUCACCACUAGAGGGACGCAGUGGUCAGAAGAGGUACCCACCCCUAGGCGUUGAGAUGGAGUUUCUAAUUUCCCUCUUCUGCCUGUGGAUGUUGAGUGUUCCCCACACCACUGUUGAAGAUGCGUUCCCUGCCCCCAAGCAUUUGCUUUGGUGUCUUUGUCAAAUAUGAAGUGGCUGAAGUUAUGGGUACUCAUGUUUGGGUCUUCAAUUUUGUUCCAUUCGUCCCCAGGUCUGGGGUGGGUGUGUGUGUGUGUGUGUGUGUGUGUGUGUGUGUGUGUGUGUGUGUGCGCGCGCGCGCGCACACACACACACACCCUGCUACCAUGUUUUUUGUUUUGUUUUGUUUUUUACUACAGCUUUGUAAUGUAUCUUUUUAAGAUUUGGAAUGGUAACCCCUCCAGUAUUGUUCUUUUUACUCAGUAUUUUCUCUACCCAGGAUUUUUUUGUGUUUCCAUUUGAGUUUUAGGAUAGCUUUUUUUUCUAUUUCUGUGAAGAAUGAGAUGGGGAUUUUGAUUGAGGGUGCACUGAAUCUGUAAUGGCUUUGGAUAGAAUGGUCAUUUUCACAAUGUUAAGUCUGCCACUCCGUGAGCGUGGGUUGCCUUCCCGUUUCCUCGUGUCUUUCUCCAUCUCUCUCUGACCUAACUCAAAGUUGCCUCCCUUUGAGAUGGAUAAAGGGAAAAAACAUAUCGAUUAGUAUUGGAAUCUGUGCAGGCUCAAGGAAUCUCAAUGCCUAUGGGGUAGGUAACCUCCGGUCAUAGGGUCCCUCUAGUGGUGAGUGGUGGGUAGUGCUUAUAGCUCUAUUCAAAUAUAACCAAUAUAUCACUUCGAAACAAAAUUUGGGUUUGGUUUUGUUUACUUUUAAACAUUAUGCAUCCUGGGCUGUUCUAAGAACUAGCUAUGUAGACCAGGCUGGCCUCCAAUGGGCUAUGAAGUUAGCGAUCUGUUUCUACUUCCUGAGUGCUGGAAUUAAAGGCAUGUGCCACCACACCCAGCCGGUUUUUCUCUCUUAAAGAUUUAUAUUUUUAAUUAUGUGUAUGUUCCAAUGUCUGAUAGGAGUGUGUAUGUGAGUUUGGGUGUUUGCAUGGCUCAGAGGUGCCAGAUCCCCGAAUCUGGAGCUGCAGGAGGUUGUGACUUCUACUUAAGCUCAUUGUGGGUGCUGGAAGCCAAGCUUGCUGAGGCAGUACCCGCUCAAAGUCACCGAGCCUGUAGUCUCAAGCCCUUGGUUUUUGAGAUGGGGGUCUUACUCUGUAGCCCAGGCUGGCUCUGAAUAUCACAGCAAUCUCCUUUCCUUAGCUUUCCAAGUGCUAGGAUUGUAGGGCCUAGUAGUUUUGUUUGUUUUACAAAAACAACCGAUCCUCGUAGUUACAGUUACUAUCGCUGUGAUUGAACACCGUGACCAAAGGCAAGUUAGGGAGGGAAGCGUUUAUUUGACUUACACUUGCAAAUCACUGUUCAUCAUCGAAGGAGGUCAGGAGAGAAAUUCGAAAGGGACAGGGACCUGGAGGCAGGGCAGAGACCGUGGAGGAGCGCCGCACGUGGCGUGCUCAGCCUUUUAGAACCCAGGACCACCAGCCAAGAGCUGGCCCAUCAAUCCCUAAUUAAGGGACCAUCCCACAGGCGGGCUUACAGUCGGAUCACUGUGGAGGCAUUUUCUCAGUUGAGGCUACCCCCUCUCUGACACUAGCUCGUGUAAAGUUGACAUCAAACUAGCCAGGACAUUGUUUUCUUCUUUAAAAAGUUUUUUUUUUUUUAUUUUCUUUUUUUAGGAGCUGGGGCCCGAACCCAGGGCCUUGCACUUGCUAGUCAAGCGCUCUACCACUGAGUUAAAUCCCCAACCCCAGUAUUUAUUUUUUAUUAUUUUAAAUUGUGUGUGUGUGUGUAUGUGGGUGAUCUGUGGAUGUGUACACAUGAGUGCAGGUGCCCAAAGAGGCCAGCAGCAUCAGAUCUCCCUAGAUCUGGAGCUACUGGUGAUUCUGGCGCUACAGGCCAUUGUGCGCUGCCUGAUGUGGGUGCUUGAAACUGAGCUCCAGUUCUCUGACUUAGCAGUACCCACUCCAAACCAUCUGUCUUAGCUAGUGGACUGUUGCUGUGAAGAGACAGCACGACCAUUGCAACUGUUAGAAUCUAAUUGGGCCUGGCUCGGCGGGAGCAUAGUGGUGUGCCAGCAGAUGUGCUCGAGAGGUAGCAGAGAGUUCAAUGUCUGGAUCCACAGGCAACAGGAAGAGUGAGCCAUUGGACUUGGGCUUUGCAAACCUUAAAGCCUACUCUCAGUGACAUACCUCCUCUAACAAGGCCACACUCAAUCUUUGCAAAUAGUGCCACUCCCUGGUGACUAAGUAUUCAAAUCUAUGGGAAUAUGAGAGGUGGGGAGGACAUCCUAAUUCAAAUCACUAUACCAUCUCUCCAGUCCCCCUUUUUUGCCUUGUGCUUUUUAAAAAAAGAUUUACUUAUUUUUAUUUAUAUGAGUACACUGUAGCUAUCUUCAGACACACCAGAAGUGGGCAUCAGAUCCCAUUACAGAUGGUGAAAGACCCCAGCUUAGCAGCAGUAACGCCAUUUUGCAAGGCUGUACUUAAGAUGACUGGUUCAGGGAAAGGUUAGAACACUGAGUACACAGCGGCUGCCAAGCAAGAUAUGUUUGGUUGAAGGCCUGGCAACAGGACGACUUCGGUUGAGCACCUGACAAUGAAAAAAAAGCCCCGGGAGAGGUCCCACACCCUGGUGGGGGGCCGAGUCAGUCGUUAUGUUCCAAGAAGGUAGCUAAGAAACUUGCCCCCGGGCUGAACCCUUGGGGGGCCGAGUCAGCCGUUAUGUUUCAGGAAGGUAGCUAGGAAACUUGCCCCCAAGCUAAACCCUUGCCAUAUUAGAAUCCACCAAUUAUAUCCCUGUAACCAUGCAUCUGCUUCUGUAUGCUUGCUUCUGCUCCCCAAAAUCCUAUAAAAGCCAUCCUUGGUUCCGUGGGGCGCGCCAGUCCCCCGAGUGACUGAAGCGCCCGCAGGUGCCUGUGCCUGUGUAUCCCGACAAUAAACCAAAUCCUCUUGCUGAUUGCAUCCUGUGGUGUCUCGGUCUGGUCUUUGGAGUUGGAGGGUCUCCAUCCCGAGGGAAAGUUCUCCCUGAGAGCUUUUCAUUUGGUGCGUUGGCCGGGAAAGGAGAUCCUCCACCCAGGGACCACCGACCACCCACUGGGAGGUAAGCCGGCCGGCGUCUGUCUGAUUCUGUCUCGUUCUGCCUUAUUCUGUCUGUUCUGUGAGCGCUCAGCCAGGUCUGUUCUGUGAGCGCUCAGCCAGGUUGUUUGGAAUUUGGGCGGGACGAAGAAGGAGCUGACGAGCUCGGACUUCUCGCCCCGCAGCCCUGGAAGACGUUCCAAGGGUGUUAGGGGCCCGACUUUUCGGGGCCCAAUCUGGGAGAGGAGAAAGAUCCGGACUAACGGCACCUCUGUCUGUAUUUUUGGCUUUCAGAGGGCCCCGGACCUUUGCCACCUCCAUCUGACUUUUUGCUUUCAGUUUGGUACCAAAGCCGUGCAGCACGCCUGUCUGUUGUUUGUUUGACUGUUGGUGUUGUUUGUUUUCUCUGUGUUCUAAUCUUCCUUAGAACUAACAUGGGACAGUCCCUAACAACACCCCUAAGUCUCACUCUUGAUCAUUAGAAAGACGUCCACGACCGGGCACACAACCAGUCCGUCGAGGUUAAAAAAAAAAAAAGGAAAAGGGCAGACUCUCUACACAUCCGAGUGGCCCACUUUCGGAGCAGGAUGGCCAGUGAAUGGCACAUUUAAUAAGAUCAUUAUUUUACAGGUUAAAGAACGGGUCGUCCACGGACAUCCUGACCAGGUUUCUUAUAUUAUCACUUGAGAGAGUCUCGCCUUAACCCCCCCCCCCCGGGCGGAACCCUUCGUGGACCCGAAUUGGCCUCCCCUCAACCCCCAGCCUGUCCCCUCGGCCCCGUCCGGUCCGCCGGCCACGUCUUCCUCUCUCUACCUUUGUGAAAUCAGAGCCUUCUAAGAAACCUGUCCUCCCAGCAGACCCAAACUCCCCUCUCAUAGAUCUUCUCUCUGACAGGCCCGGCUGAAACGGAGGAGGCAGAGCCGCCGGCCAGAUCAGUUGCCGGGCCACAGUCUGAUAAGGGUUUCUCCCCUGUCGCAGGGAGAUUGCGCAAUAAGCGCGAGGUGAUGCCAGAUUCAACCUCCCAGGCUUUCCCACUUAGACAGGGAACCGGUGGCCAGACCCAAUACUGGCCGUUUUCAGCAGCUGACAUUUACAAUUGGAAACAACACAACCCUUCUUUCUCCAAAGGUCCGGUGGCACUCACCGACCUAAUAGAAUCUGUUUUACUUACCCACCAGCCUACUUGGGAUGACUGCCAACAGCUCUUACAGGCCCUCUUAACCUCAGAAAAAAAAAAAACAAAGAGUGUUCCUAGAGGCCAGAAAGCAUGUUCUGGGAGAUGAUGGGCGUCCCACCCAGCUGCCUGAAAAAAUUGAUGCUGCAUUCCCACUUAAGAGACCAAACUGGGAUUUUAAUACAGCUGAAGGUAAGGGACACCUACGCCUUUAUCGCCAGUUGCUUCUAGCGGGUCUCCAAGGGGCUAUACGACGCCCUACUAAUUUGGCUCAGGUAAAACAGGUAUUACAGGAAGCAGGGGAAACUCCCUCCGCCUUUCUAGAGAGACUUAAGGAGGCCUACCGUAUGUACACUCCCUAUGACCCAGAUGACCCAGGACAAAUGACGAGUGUCUCUAUGUCCUUCAUCUGGCAGGCUGCUCCAGAUAUCAGGACUAAGUUACAGAGGUUAGAAAAUUUGCAGGGCUAUACAUUACAGGAUUUACUUAAAGAAGCUGAAAAGAUUUUUAAUAAGAGAGAGAAUUGAGUCGAAUCUUGGCCGCCGUAGUUCAGGGCCAAGAAAGGAAGGGAGAUAGGGGGGAGCUCGAAAGGGGCUGAAGCUGGAUAAAGAUCAAUGUGCCUAUUACAAAGAGAAAGGGCACUGGGCUAGAGAGUGCCCCAAGAAGCCUGGCGGACCCCGAAAGCCUUGACCACGAACCUCCCUCUUGGCUCUAGAUAAAGAUUAGGGAGGUCAGGGCCAGGAGCCCCCCCCCCCCCGAGCCCAGGGUAACGCUUGAAGUUGGGGGGGCAGCCAGUUACUUUCCUGGUAGACACAGGAGCCCAGCAUUCAGUCCUCACUUAAGCUUCAGGACAACUCAGCGACCGGACGGCCUGGGUACAAAGAGCUACUGGUGAGAAACAAUACCGAUGGACUACAGACCGCCGGGUUCAGCUGGCUACCGGUAAGGUGACCCAUUCCUUCUUACAUGUUCCGGACUGCCCGUACCCUCUGCUGGGCCGUGACCUGCUCACCAAACUAAAAGCACAAAUUCAUUUUGAGGAAGGAGGGGCCCAAAUAACUGGCCCCCACAGAACUCCCCUUCAAGUUCUAACCCUAUGAACCGGGACAGGACACUGGCUUGGACAGAGACUGGUGGGAUGGGGUUGGCGCUCCAACAGCCCCCCUUAAUUACAACUCCAGUCUCCAUAAAACAAUACCCCCUGUCACAUGAAGCUUAUCAAGGUAUAAGGCCUCACAUUACGAGGCUUCUGGAUCAAGGCAUCCUAGUCCCCUGCCGGUUGCCUUGGAAUACGCCUCUUCUGCCUGUUAAGAAACCCGACACUAGAGAUUAUAGGCCAGUACAAGACUUGAGAAAGGUCAACAAGAGGAUAAAAGAUAUUCAUCCGACUGUUCCAAACCCUUACAAUUUGCUCAGUAACUGUUCAUCGAUGAGAAACAGGGGUAUGCUAAAGGGGUCCUAACACAAAGGUUGGGACCCUGGAAACGCCCUGUGGCCUACCUGUCUAAGAAAUUGGACCCUGUGGCCUCCGGCUGGCCACCGUGCCUAAAGAUGGUGGCUGCUAUUGCUGUCCUGAUCAAGGACACUGGAAAAUUGACUUUGGGGCAGCCACUCACCAUCCUAACACCCCACGCAGUGGAGGCCUUGGUAAAGCAGCCCCCAGACCGCUGGCUCUCUAAUUCCCACAUGACCCACUACCAAGCCUUGUUACUGGAUGCAGAACGGGUUCAGUUUGGGCCCGUAGUCACCCUCAAUCCUGCCACCUUGCUUCCUCUACCAGAGGAGGCAAAACAGCAUGACUGCCUACAAAUCCUCGCAGAAGUACAUGGAACCAGGCCGGACAUAUCGGACCAGCCUCUUCAGAAUGCUGACCACACAUGGUACACGGAUGACAACAGCUUCUUGGCAGAGGGAGAGCGAAAGGCUGGAGCUGCGGUCACUACGGAGGACAAAGUGAUUUGGGCGAAAGCCCUGCCUGCUGGUACCUCCGCACAACGGGCUGAACUCAUCGCCUUGACUCAGGCGCUCAAGAUGACAAAAGGAUGGGUCGAAGCCUUCCCCACAAAGCACGAGACUACAAAAAUGGUCACUAAGAAGCUCCUCGAGAAAAUCUUUCCCAGGUAUGGCAUGCCUCAAGCGUUGGGGUCGGACAACGGGCCCGCUUUCGUCUCCCAAGUAAGUCAGUUGGUGGCCAAAUUGCUGGGGAUUGAUUGGAAAUUACAUUGUGCCUAUAGACCCCAGAGUUCAGGUCAGGUAGAACACAUAAAUAGAACAAUUAAGGAGACUUUAUCCAAACUUACGCUUGCAACUGGCUCAAAGGAUUGGGUGGCCCUCCUUCCCCUAGUUCUAUAUCGGGCCCGGAAUACCCCGGGCCCCCAUGGUCUAACUCCUUUUGAAAUAAUAUAUGGAACACCACCCCCAUUUGUCCAUUUCUUUGAUUCAAACAUUGCUGAUUUUGCUGACAGCCCUUCUCUGAGGGCCCAUUUACAGGCCCUACAGAUUGUGCAGAGAGACGUCUAGAGACCUUUGGCCGCUGCUUACCAGGACAAGCUUGAGCAUCCGGUGGUGCCACACCCGUUCCAGAUUGGAGACACCGUGUGGGUACACAGACACCAGACCAAAAAUCUCGAGCCACGGUGGAAAGGACCCUACACCGUCCUCCUGACUACCCCGACCGCCCUAAAGGUAGACGGAGUCUCGGCUUAGAUCCACGCACCACACGUCAAGGCAGUCCGGUCUGAGGAAUUGACUAAUCACAACACUACACCCCAGACAUGGAGAGUUCAGCGCACUCCAAACCCCUUAAAGUUAAAACUCCUACGUGGAUCCUCCUAGCCCUUUUGUGGCCUAGAGUCAGUGGGGGAAUAAGCCCUCACCAGACAGAAAUUUCUUGACCAAGUCGAGUGAAAGAUUUCACUCAAAGUUAGCAAAAAAAUGGGGGAAUGAAAGACCCCAGCUUAGCAGCAGUAACGCCAUUUUGCAAGGCUGUACUUAAGAUGACUGGUUCAGGGAAAGGUUAGAACACUGAGUACACAGCGGCUGCCAAGCAAGAUAUGUUUGGUUGAAGGCCUGGCAACAGGACGACUUCGGUUGAGCACCUGACAAUGAAAAAAAAGCCCCGGGAGAGGUCCCACACCCUGGUGGGGGGCCGAGUCAGUCGUUAUGUUCCAAGAAGGUAGCUAAGAAACUUGCCCCCCGGGUUGAACCCUUGGGGGGCCGAGUCAGCCGUUAUGUUUCAGGAAGGUAGCUAGGAAACUUGCCCCCAAGCUAAACCCUUGCCAUAUUAGAAUCCACCAAUUAUAUCCCUGUAACCAUGCAUCUGCUUCUGUAUGCUUGCUUCUGCUCCCCAAAAUCCUAUAAAAGCCAUCCUUGGUUCCGUGGGGCGCGCCAGUCCCCCGAGUGACUGAAGCGCCCGCAGGUGCCUGUGCCUGUGUAUCCCGACAAUAAACCAAAUCCUCUUGCUGAUUGCA
Messenger RNA from Rattus norvegicus (Norway rat), 8425 nucleotides. RefSeq lists its product as uncharacterized. NCBI's taxonomy places the organism in Eukaryota, Metazoa, Chordata, Mammalia, Rodentia, Muridae. The record is from RefSeq and is a predicted model, not a curated record.